AUGCAAGCCGGUGCUUUCAGCGGAACAAGCGGCGAUGACCCCGCGUCGUCGUCGUCGGCAGCGGGGGGUGGUAUCGGAGCAAAUGGUAAUGGUCAUGCAAAGCGAACGCGAGUUCUCCUUAGCUGUGCGCCUUGCCGCAUUUCUAAACUCAAGUGCGACCGCACAACGCCGUGUGGCCAAUGCAUUAGAAAGGGUAAGCUGGAAGGCUGCCUUUAUGCUCCGAGACCUGAGAAGCAGAAACCAGCAAAGAGCAUGGCUGCACGUUUGAAGAGACUCGAAGGGAUGGUUCGCGAUAUGAUCGACACGGAGGGUUCUAUGCCAAUAGUUCCUACCGAUAGGAAGGCGGGACAGGAACCGAGUGCCGGUGGGCUCCUCGUUCAAGGUGAAAAAGCUACAAAUUAUGUCGGCGGUACACAUUUUAUGGCUAUUUUAGAGGACAUCGAGGAUCUUAAAAACUACUUCGAAGACCCACUCGAUGAUGGCGACGAGAUCUAUGACCCGUAUGAGAAUACAGGGCCAAAUGAACUGUUGAUGUUUUCACGGGGUGUUCCUAGGGAUAAGUCGGAGCUACUGGCCCUCUUGCCAGAGAAAGCUGUCAUUGACCGUCUGAUAAAUCGCUACUUCAACUCUAACAGUCCUUCUCAACACAUUAUUCACGUCCCUACAUUCCUGGGAGAAUAUAACGAAUUCUGUAAAGAUCCUGACGGAGCACCUUUGAACUGGAUAGCUAUGCUCUACAUGGUGUUGGCACUCGGCGUGUUCUUCUCUUCGUUUGCCGCGCCGCAUGAGCUCGUGAGCGAUUCCCUCAUGCCAGCCAUGGACAGGUUCAAACAGUACAGGGGUGCCGCUGGGUGGGCUCUGAUCUGGGGGAAGUACUCUCAACCGAACUUUUAUACGCUUCAAGCAUUCCUAUUAUAUGUUGAAGGGGAUUUCAUGACGAAUCGCGAUCAUCGUAUGAAUUGUUACCUGCUUUCGUCCGUCUUGAUCCGACUUAUGUUGAAGAUGGGUCUCCAUCGCGAUCCUAGCAAACUACCUAAUAUCACACCGUAUGAUGGCGAGAUGCGGCGGCGUCUAUGGAAUAUCGCCAUUCAAGUCGAAUUGCUGGUCGCAUUCAAUCUAGGUCUACCUAGUAUGGUCCACGGAAUCGAGACUGAUACGGAGCUGCCGUCACAUCUAAUGGAUACCGAUUUUGACAAGGACACCAAGGAGCUGCCCCCAGCCCGCCCUGAUACGGAAUAUACGUCGCUCACCUACCCGAUCAACAAAGCGAGGAUAAUGCGUGUGUUUUUCUUGGUUGUUCGGCAAGCACAUGCUCUCAAAGUCCCAACGUAUGCCGAGGUCAUGCAGCUGGAUUCGCAGAUCGAAGAAACAUGGAACAGUAUACCUUCACUUAUGAAAAUGAAGCCGAUAGAAGAGUGUGUUAUGGAAGAACCCGUCCGGAUUAUUCAGCGAUUUGGUAUCGCGGCAAUAUAUCAAAAAAGUCGAUGCGUCCUUCAUCGACGGUAUCUUGCCGAACCCGUACCAAAAGAGGAGCAUGACUACUCUCGCCGAAUAUGUUUUGAGGCGGCGUUGGCAUUACUAGACCUUCAGAAUACUAUGCACGAAGCUACUAAACCGGGUGGUAUGCUGCGCCAGACAGGCUGGUUCGUUGCAGCAUUAGUGGCUGUUAAUGACUUCCUCUUGGCCGGUAUGGUCCUCGCCCUCAUGAUUCAGAAUGAUAAAUACUGGGAGGAGGGCAGCAGUCCCAGCUGGAUAGCCCGAAGCUCGCCGCCAUUCACCAAAGACAAACUCUUGUAUCUGCUUAGGAGAUCUUACAACGUCUGGUGCGAUAUGUCAGGUGACGCAAGGGAAUUCAAGAAGGCUGAAGAGGUCGUUCGGACUAUACUCCAAAGAAUUCAGGCAAAACUUCAGAUCGAUACUUCACAUUUCCCUAACACACCGCCGGAUUCAUUUAGGAACGAGAAUACCGAGAUGGCGGAGAUGGCGGAUUUGUCGAUUAGCAGUGGCGAUCCCCCGACAAUAUCCAGCAGCAAUGAGCCUGGAGUUGAGAAUUUUGCUGAUUUCGGCGCCGCCACGAUAAAUACAACGGGCGCGGAUGACAUAUCGAACUCUCCUUGGAUGAUGCAGAAUGGCUAUGACUGGGUAAGCCGUGGCGAAAUUGCUAAUGAACCCGCGCAAUAUAGCGCUACUUUGAUCCCAUGGCGCGUGAUAACGGACACGUCAAUCCCGCAAUACAGAUGA
Messenger RNA from Daldinia vernicosa, 2241 nucleotides. Its product is annotated as fungal-specific transcription factor domain-containing protein. Gene Ontology annotation, cellular component: nucleus. Gene Ontology annotation, biological process: regulation of DNA-templated transcription; DNA-templated transcription. Gene Ontology annotation, molecular function: DNA-binding transcription factor activity, RNA polymerase II-specific; DNA binding; zinc ion binding. The record is from RefSeq and is a predicted model, not a curated record. The transcript has 5 exons. NCBI's taxonomy places the organism in Eukaryota, Fungi, Ascomycota, Sordariomycetes, Xylariales, Hypoxylaceae. Bases 1 to 2241 code for a protein of 746 amino acids.